Messenger RNA from Panicum hallii, 1640 nucleotides. RefSeq names its product GDSL esterase/lipase At5g55050-like. Gene Ontology annotation, molecular function: hydrolase activity, acting on ester bonds. The transcript is spliced from 4 exons. The record is from RefSeq and is a predicted model, not a curated record. NCBI's taxonomy places the organism in Eukaryota, Viridiplantae, Streptophyta, Magnoliopsida, Poales, Poaceae. Bases 345 to 1481 code for a protein of 378 amino acids.
UAAUAGAUAGAUAGAUGGUACAGCUUCCAACCAGCUAAUGGACUAUUGUAGUUGUACGCAGGGUGGGCUUCCAGCCUACUAAUAAUUUUAAGUACCAUUACACUAGUGGAUCCAAACAUAUGGUAUUAUUACGAUAUCAUCAUUUUCAGUUAAAUACAGCAGCACAAGCGACUUGUGUGCAGGGUCAACGGCGCGUAGUACGGUUAUGAUAAGACAAAAGUACUAUAAUACGCUAGCUUCUUCAAAUACUACGACAGCCAUCGCAGGCCGGUGGGUCAUCGUCUCAAAAGCAGUACACAGGCAGGCAUUAUCGUGCAGAUCUCGAUCGAUAGCAGGGCCACACCAUGCGGUGCCACCACCAAGCCAUUGACGGCGGUGUUGGUACUGUCGUCGUUACACUGCUUGUGGUGACGAUGGCAUCCGUCGUCCAACUGGCGCCCGCCGUCCGCCGUCCGACCACGGCGCCUGCGCUGUACGUGUUCGGGGACUCGAUCCUGGACGUCGGGAACAACAACCACCUGCCGGGGGCGGGCGUCCCAAGGGCCAACACGCCCUACUACGGCGUCGACUUCCCCGGCGGCGCGAGACCCACCGGGCGCUGGAGCAACGGCUACAGCGUCGCCGACUUGAUAGCGCAGGCCGCUAUGGGAUUCGAGAGGAGCCCGCCGGCGUACCUGUCGCUCACGCCGCGCUCCAGCCGUCUCGUCGUCAGGGGGCUCGGAGGAGUCAGCUAUGCCUCCGGAGGAGCUGGGAUUCUGGACUCCACUUUCGCCGGGAGGAACAUCCCGUUAUCGAAGCAGGUGCGCAACUUCGGCACGACCAGGGCUCAGAUGGUAGCGAGCCUGGGCUCCACCGCGGCGAACGACGUGCUGUCCCAAUCCCUGUUCCUCAUCGCGAUCGGCACCAACGACAUGGCCGCGUUCGCCAUCACGCAGCAGCAGCAGAGCGACGUCGCCGCCUUCUACGGCAGCCUCAUCUCCAACUACUCGGCCGCCAUCACGGAGUUGUACGGGAUGGGUGCGAGGAAGUUUGGCGUCAUCAACGUCGGGCAGAUCGGGUGCGCGCCGCUCCAGCGGGCGCAGAGCCCCACCGGCGCGUGCGCCGACGGCAUGAACGCGCUCGCCGCCGGCUUCAACGACGCGCUCAGGUCUCUUCUAGGGCGCCUCGGCUCCGACCAGCAGCGCCUGCAAGGCCUCGCCUACUCGCUGGGCGACCUGUACGGCCUGAUGCAGGCGACCAUAGCCGACCCACGAGCAGCUGGGCUGUCGAACGUGGACGCCGCGUGCUGCGGCGGCGGGCGGCUGGGCGCGCAGAGCGGCUGCCAGCCCAACUCGACGCUGUGCGCGGACCGCCGGAGCUACCUCUUCUGGGACUACGGCCACCCCACCCAGCGCGGCGCCGAGCUCGUCGCCACGGCCUUCUACGACGGCCCGGUCCGGUUCACCCUGCCAGUCAACUUGAAGCAGCUGAUGCUCAGCUGAGAGAGUGGAUGAUAGUACGCGUGUGUAGGGGGACCACCGUAUGCAGGUCCUGUAUGUGUGUGUUGUGUAUCUAUACCUUGCAUUGUGAUUGUAUCCUUUGAAAAGUUGUAGGUCACGAUCGACUUUUGUGUUCUUAAUUCUUAUUCUAUAUACUCAGCA